Fusarium proliferatum ET1 is the source of this 408-nucleotide messenger RNA. RefSeq lists its product as uncharacterized. The transcript is spliced from 2 exons. Lineage: Eukaryota; Fungi; Ascomycota; Sordariomycetes; Hypocreales; Nectriaceae. Bases 1 to 408 code for a protein of 135 amino acids. The record is from RefSeq and is a predicted model, not a curated record.
AUGACUUCACUUUCGGCUAUCGAAAAGGAGCUGGUGCUCGACGGGGUAGUGACUUACAUCCUUGGACGCGACAAGUCGGGGAGGGCAAUUAUAGACGCAAGAUGGGUAUCGAGCCGGACUACCAGUACUAACCAAACUGGCACAGGUCGUGCUAUUCGCAGGGGCGCAGACCAUGAAAAUGAUGACGCCGUGAAGGAAAGCGCGCCUAGUUUCGAGGGAGACUGGCGCAUUCAGUAUUUUGGACCAGACGGACAGCUUGCUGUUACUCCGUUUUUGUUGAAUCUGAAGAAGAAUAAUCAGAUCUAUCACGGCACUUGGAGUCUUCCUAAUGGCGAUCCAGUCCUGCAUGGCUUUGGGUUUGAGCACGGUGGGAGUUUGGUCAUGCGAUAUGGUAGUCCGAGGCAGUAG